AUGCCUUCCACCACUUUCCGUCUCUCUUCGGCUCUGUGCCUCUUCCUGGCCGUUGGACCCGCCACUAUUCUUGCUGCUCCUCCUCAGAUGAAAGAGGUUCCUGCGGGUUCUCUUGGUCUGCGUGACGAUAAGGAUGCUGGUACUGGCUACGCCGUUGGUACCCCCGGUGGACCCGGCGCUAUCUAUGGCGCUGGUGUUCACGAUGACACUGACCCUGUGACUGGUACCGUCGAGAAGGCCGCCGGUGCUGGCUAUGCUGUUGGUAUCCCUGAUGGUCCUAGCGCUGUUUACGGUGCCGGUGUCCACUCCGAGGACAACCCUACCACCGGCGACAGCGAGCACGAUGCUGGUGCUGGAUACCGCGUUGGCAUCCCCGGCGGCCCUGCUGCUGAAUACGGUGCUGGUGUCCACUCCGAGCACAGCACUGCUUGCGGAUCUCCCACCUUUGAGCAUGACGCUGGCGCUGGCUUCAACGUCGGUAUUCCAGGUGGUCCCGAUGUUAACUACGGCGCUGGUGUCCACUUUGAGCACGGUGUCAACCCGUGUGUCGAGCCAGUUUUCAGCGAAGUAGUGCCUCCUUCUGGCGCCGCCACUGAGCCUGUUCCUGUUCCUGAGACCACGCCUGUCCAGGCUACUGUGCCUGCUGCUACUCAGCCCGCUCCUGAGUCCGUUCCCGAGCCCAGCAUCACAUCUACCUACCUCCCAAGCAUGGUUGCUUCUACCUACACCACUCCCAUCGUCAUCCCCACCAUGACCACUGUGCCUGCCUACGUUCCUCCCGCGGUUGCCCCUGUUCACUCAACUCCUUUGAUCCACCCUGCCGCCCCAUCCACUACUCCAUCUUCGGUUCCAGUUUACAACGCUGGUUCCGCCAUGGUCCCAAGCUCACUCAUGGCUCUGGCUCUCCCCAUCAUGUUGGGCAUCUUCUACUAG
Penicillium malachiteum is the source of this 933-nucleotide messenger RNA. Its product is annotated as putative cell wall protein. The record is from RefSeq and is a predicted model, not a curated record. Lineage: Eukaryota; Fungi; Ascomycota; Eurotiomycetes; Eurotiales; Aspergillaceae. The transcript has 2 exons. The coding region runs from base 1 to 933 and encodes 310 amino acids.